Molecule: messenger RNA, 3670 nt
Organism: Trichechus manatus latirostris (Florida manatee)
Lineage: Eukaryota; Metazoa; Chordata; Mammalia; Sirenia; Trichechidae
Gene: USP36
Product: ubiquitin specific peptidase 36
Exons: 19
Coding region: 302-3670 (1122 amino acids)
Biological process (GO): regulation of apoptotic process; protein deubiquitination
Cellular component (GO): cytosol; nucleus
Molecular function (GO): cysteine-type deubiquitinase activity
Source: RefSeq, a predicted model, not a curated record
GGCGGGGGCUCUUAGACGCUGUACCUUAGGAAAGGAUCUUUGAUUUCCUCAAAGCAGAAAACCCGUGCUUGCUUAUUUUUUUUUAAAAAAAAUAAGUUUCCUACAUUUCUGUACUUUACAGAGAUUUCUAUAGAGACAGGAAUUUGAUCCAUGUAUGAAGUGCAGUGAUCCCUAAUGACAACUUGAGUGACUCCCUGAGGCGGUGGGAGAGGGCCUGGCUUGCAGUGGCACAGAGUUUUGGGGUGCACCUGACUAGGUGGUUUCUCCUGGCAGGCUGGAUCCUGGACACCAGUGAUGCACCAUGCCAAUUGUUGAUAAGCUGAAGGAAGCGCUGAAGCCUGGCCGCAAGGACUUGGCGGACGAUGGGGAGCUGGGGAAGCUGCUGGCCGCCUCUGCCAAGAAGGUCCUGCUCCAGAAGAUCGAGUUUGAGCCUGCCAGCAAGAGCUUCUCCUACCAGCUGGAGUCCCUGAAGAGCAAAUAUGUGUUGCUGAACCCCAAGACGGAGGGAGCCAGUCGCCACAAGAAUAGUGAUGAACACCAGGCCAGGAGACAGGGUGGCGAGCACGCGUACGAGAGCCACACCGAUGGUGUCCCGGCCCCGCAGAAGGUGCUCUUCCCCACAGAGCGGCUGUCUCUGAAGUGGGAGCGUGUUUACCGCGUGGGAGCAGGGCUCCACAACCUUGGCAACACCUGCUUCCUGAACGCCACCAUACAGUGUUUGACCUACACGCCGCCGCUCGCCAACUACCUGCUGUCCAAGGAGCACGCUCGGAACUGUCACCAGGGGGGCUUCUGUAUGCUGUGUGUCAUGCAGAACCACAUCAUCCAGGCCUUCGCCAACAGCGGCAACGCCAUCAAGCCCGUCUCCUUCAUCCGUGAUCUGAAAAAAAUCGCCCGGCAUUUCCGCUUUGGGAACCAAGAGGAUGCCCAUGAGUUUCUCCGGUACACCAUCGACGCGAUGCAGAAGGCCUGCCUGAACGGCUAUGCCAAGCUGGAUCGUCAGACGCAGGCCACUACUCUGGUCCACCAGAUUUUUGGCGGAUAUCUCAGAUCCCGUGUGAAAUGUUCCGUGUGCAAGAGCGUCUCGGACACCUACGACCCCUACCUGGACAUCGCUCUGGAGAUCCGGCAAGCUGCCAACAUCGUACGAGCCCUGGAGCUCUUUGUGAAACCAGACAUCCUGAGCGGGGAGAACGCCUAUAUGUGCGCCAAAUGCAAGAAGAAGGUUCCAGCCAGCAAGCGCUUCUCCAUCCACAGAGCGUCCAGUGUCCUGACCCUUUCCCUCAAGCGCUUUGCCAACUUCAGCGGGGGUAAGAUCACCAAGGAUGUAGGCUAUCCAGAGUUCCUGAACAUCCGCCCAUACAUGUCCCAGAGCAAUGGCGAGCCGGUCAUGUACGGGCUCUAUGCCGUCCUGGUCCACUCGGGCUACAGCUGCCACGCAGGGCACUACUACUGCUACGUGAAGGCGAGCAACGGACAGUGGUACCAGAUGAAUGACUCCCUGGUGCACUUGAGCAACGUCAAGGUGGUUCUGAACCAGCAGGCCUACGUGCUCUUCUACCUGCGGAUUCCAGGCUCCAAGAAGAGUCCGGAGGGCUCCAUCUCCAGAGCGGCCUCCACCCUCUCCAGCCGCCCAAGCAUACUUCCAGACCACCUCAAGAAGAACAUCAGCAAUGGGGUGGCUUCCUCUCCGCUGACUGGAAAGCGACAGGACCCCGUGACGACGAAGCUGCACCCCACAGAGGAGCUUGGCGUGCCCGUCUCCCGGAACGGCUCUGUGGCAGGCCUGAAGCCCCAGAACGGGAAUGUCCCUCCAAAGCCACCCUUGGGGUCCCCGUCCUCCAAACUCUCCAAAACGCCGAUGCACAGGCCGACCAUUGUAGAUGAGCCUGGAAAGAAGGCCAAGAAGUGUGCCCCGCUGCAGCCCCUCUCCCCGUCCCCCAAAACUCCUCAGGGGCCACACAGCACCAGUGACUUGAAGGGCAGCAGGUCGGAGAGCCGGAGGCCGGGCUCCUGGGACAGCAGGGACACCGUCCUCUCUACCUCACCGAAGCUCCUGGCCGAAGCAACCACCAACGGGCACGGGCCAAAGGGGCGCGAGCAGAGCCCCGACCUCGCGGGGGAGGAUUCCUGCACCUCCAGCCCGGACCACUCUGCCAGCAGUGACGCCACCAGGGCCCCCCACACCCCCAAGAGUGGAGCCACCCAUUUCUGUGAUUCUCAGGAAACAAACUGUCCCGCUGGCGGCCGCCCCAAAGCACUGGCGAACGGAGCCGACGCAGAGAUGGCGAAGCCGAAGUCCCCUGCCCUGAGCAGCACCGCCACUGAGCCUGCGAGCAUCAUGUCUCCCCCACCAGCCAAAAAGCUGGCCCUGUCAGCCGCCAAGAAGGCCCACACCCUGCGGAGGGCGACCGGCACUGACCUCCGUCCACCUCCCCACCCACCGUCCUCCGACCUCACCCGCCCCCUGAAAGCCACUCACCCUGUCGGCGCCGCCACUGGGCCUGCCAGUCAGACCAGGGCUGUUCCGCCUGCUCCCACACCAUCCAGCCGUCCGAGGCCACCCUUCAGCCCCCACUCCACGUGUCCUUCAUUUCCCGUCAGCUCCCAGACUCUCGGGAGGGCAGAGCCCCAGAGCUGCUCCUCUGUCCCUGUUCCCCGGCCUCAGGUGAACGGGGACUCCGCGUCCCCUCCAUGCCAGCUGCAAGAGGCCAGCAAGGUCCCCCAGAGCAUCCCUAAAAAGAGGAAGAAACACCGUGCGCGAGAGACGAGAGAACAGGGCUCAGAGCCGUGCUCCUCGCAGCACGGCGGGGACACCGCCGCCGUUCCUCGUGUGAAGAAGCGGAGGAAGAAGAGGAAGCAUGCAGAGGACGAUGGCGUGUCUGCUCUGCAGGAGAGGCCAGCGUGGGCACAGAACCAGCGCCACGGGGUCGGGAAGCAGUGCCGGGUGGAGCCGCCUGCGGACAGACUGCAGGAGGGUGGAGGACAGCAGGUCGGAUGCAUGACAGACAUCCACCAUGUGGGCAGCAAGAAGAAGAAGAGGAAGAGAGUGGAGGGGCUCCACGGAGAACAGGACCACCGCCGAGACCCAGCCAUGCACAGCCGCUGCUCGCCCUCGGCUGACACUCAGCCCGACGCUGCUGCAGAAUCCCCGAGGAAGAAGAGGAAGAAGAAGCAGAGAAAGCACGAGUCACAGCAGGAGGUGGAAGAGAACGAGCAUCAGAACGGCCAGAGAUGGGACAGGCAGAAUGACCCUCCCGUCCCCGAGCUGAGCAGUCACUUGCCCACGGUGAACGGUAGGUGCCCGGGUGGGAAGAGGGGGCAGACACACGGCCCGCUUGGGUCCUGGGACACAGAGAGACAGUCUGACGUGGUCCAGGAAUUGCUCAGAUACUCAUCUGAUAAAGCUUAUGGGAGAAAAGUUUUGACAUGGGAUGGCGAGAUGUCUGCUGUCAGUCGGGACGCUAUUGAAGACAGCAGACUGGCCCGGACCGAGACGGUGAUUGACGACUGGGAUGAAGACUUUGAUCGUGGGAAGGAAAAGAAAAUGAAAAAGUUCAAGAGAGAGAAGAAGAGAACCUUCAAUGCCUUCCAGAAGCUUCAGAGUAGACGGAACUUUUGGUCUGUGACUCAUCCAGCGAAGGCCACCAGCCUCAGCUAUCGUCGCUGA